Parnassius apollo (apollo) is the source of this 696-nucleotide messenger RNA. The record is from the annotation of a GenBank genome assembly. Lineage: Eukaryota; Metazoa; Arthropoda; Insecta; Lepidoptera; Papilionidae.
AUGAAAUUCGCUGUUGUCGUGAUUGCUUGCGUAUUGGCGACUGCCUACGCGGAACCUCAAUCUAACGCGAGGGCGUUCAGCACUUUCGGGCUCAAUCAACCAGUCCAAUACAAUCCAUACUCCAAUCGUUACCAGAACCGCUACCAAAACCAAUACCAGAAUCCGUACCAGAACCAGUACCAGAACCCGUUCCGCAAUCCUAACCAGAAUUACAAACCUAUCGUCUCACCCACUACAGCUGCUCCCACCCCUCCAGUUGAAUCAGUAACUGUUUCAUCUGUUCCCAGUGUUAUUUCCGCAGCUGCUCCCGUUCGUCCCUCUCCCUCGCCUGUACCUAUCGUCCCAGUCGUCGCCAACAGGGCUGUAUCCGACUCACGCUAUGCUAACAUCCUCAAAUACGGCAGUGACUCCAGCCCUGAUGGUUCUUUCAACUACUUCUUCGAGACCGACAAUGGCAUCGGGGUCCAAGCACAAGGAACACCUCGUAACUUCGGUGGCAACCCUCCCGUGAUUCCCGAUGUUAUCCAGGGCUCCUUCUCUUGGGUCUCUCCCGAAGGUCAACCAAUCGGUGUUACAUACGUCGCUGACGAGAACGGAUAUCAGCCUCUGAGUGACGCCAUCCCUCAGCCUCCUCCAAUCCCACCCCAGAUUGCCCGCGCUCUGGACUACCUCGCCAAAUACGGCCCACAAAACUAA